AGCUAUUUGGGUGUCUCUCUCUACUUUUCUCUCUGUGCUCGAUCGAAUUGACGAUGGCUGCCGUCGCCGAUGGUGCCUCGAUGGGGGCCGUUGGUGGCGGCCGCUCGUGGGCUUCUUUGUUCGGAGUACCGGAAGAAGGUCGAUUGCAAUAUUUUUAACCAUAAUUUGUGAAUGGUUCCCUCAGGAUCCCAAAAUCUGUGAUUGAUGAGGGUGCAACGAUGGAGGAAUAGUCUGCUGGGACAGUUUCUGGGCAAGGCGCCGUUGCUGGGGGUUCUCCGUUCAUGGGCUAACUGGAUCUGGGGUCGCAAGGGAGAGGUGUGUGUCUCACGGUUUGGUGAUCAUCUCUUUAUUUUUCAAUUUCCAUCGGAGGAGGUGUAUAGCUGGGUUUUCGAAGGCGGGCCUUGGCACUGCCAGGAUAUCAUGUUAUGCUUGCGUCGAUGGGAGCUGGGAAUCCAACCUCUCAAGAUCGACAAUUCUGCAGUUCCGGUCUGAGUUUGCCUUACUGGUGUCCCAGCUGAGCUGGGCUCGAGGGAAGGAUUGGGGAGAUUGGCUAGUGUUCUGGAUAAGCCUCUAUGCUCUGAUUUACCUACGAGAAAAGGGGAUAGGGUUGGUACAUCUUUUGUUUGCGUGGAAUUGCCUGCUACUUCUCCUCUAGUUGAUCAAAUUAGUUUUACUCCAGUUGGGUCUGAGAAGAUGUUUGUGUCUGUUGAGUAUAGACGACUCCCAUUAAUCUACAAAUCCUGUUAGAAAUUUGGGCAUGAUUGUUCUAAGUCUAUAGGAGGUAAAACAAAGCAAAUUUGGCGAGUUAAGGAGAAGAAAACAGUUGCAUUAGAGCCUGUUGGGGGUUCUGGAAAGGAUAAGGAAAUAAUGCUGGUGAUUAAUCAGGUUGCUAAUGAGUCUGCUAUGGAAGUUGGAGCAAGUUCUAGCGUAGUGGGGAUAGAGACUCCUCCUGUUACCCCAAGUGCAUUUCCAUCUGAAGAAGCGUUUAGCAGAGUAGUGAAUGGGGUUAAGCCUCGUGAGGUGCAAGCUUCAUCUCCACCGCGAUUGGAAAACUCUUUUGCAGCUAUUUGCGCUAGACCACCAGUGAUAAUUAAACCAGUGCAUGCAAGGGUUGGACGCGAGGGUUUGCGAAGUGGAAAGGGGGUUGCCUUGGCAGCUCACCUUACGAAAUGAGUAUCCUUGUAUGGAAUGCAAGGGGCUUUAAUGGCCCCUUGAAACAUGAUUGCCUACUUGGCUAUUUGCGUAGGCAUCAUGUCCAGUUAUUUGUAGUAGUAAAAACUAGAGUACAGAAGAUAAAUGCUCAAGCGAUUCGAGAUAAGUUUGAGGGGUUCCAGUUUCUUGACAAUUACAACAAGAAUUCUCUAGGACGAAUUUGGGUAGCUUGGCGUGAUGAGGUGAAGAUCAGUAUGUUGGAAGAGGAUGAAUUCUUUAUACAUAUGUUAGUUUCAAUUGCAAACCGGGAUCAGUUCUUUUUUACAGUGGUUUAUGGGUCAAAUGAGGAAAGGCAGAGGGAGUGUAUGUAUGGCAGAUUGAGACUUAAAAGGGUGCAGGGAUUCCCAUGGCUGGUUAGUGGCGAUUUUAAUGCAUUUUUUCAUCCAAAUGAAGCAGUUCCUACUACUCCUAUUUCAUCAAGCAUGACUGCUUUCCGAGAUUGGAUAACUGAUAUGGAACUUUUGGAUCAUAAGACUAUAGGCCCCUUUCUUACAUGGUCAAACAGACAGCAAGGGAGGUCAAUAGCAAGGAAGCUUGAUCGUGUAUUAAUAAAUGAAGAUUGGUUAACUCGGUAUUCGAAUUGUGUUGUGGAGUUCAUUCCUCCAGAUUUUUCGGACCAAUGUGGCAUGUUAAUUAAACCUACAAUGCCUAAGAAGUCCUAUCCUAAACCAUUUCGGUUCUUUGAUAUAUGGAUUGAACAUGAAGCGUACUCAGAGAUUAUGGAGAAAGUUUGGAAUAAGCCAGAAGAUAAAUGGGUACUAGCGAGGGUUAAAAGGAAGCUCAAGCAAUCGAAAGGAGAACUUAAACAGUUGAAUAGAGACGCUUUCUCUGAUAUUGUAGGAAGGACUAAAGCUGCUGCUGAACGAAUGAAGAUUGCACAACAGGCUGCUCUUAUGGAUCCAUGUCUGACUACGUAUGAUGAGGAAGCAAAAUGUACAAAGGAGUGGCAAUUCUUUCAAAAAGCUGAGGAGAGCUUCUUUCGGCAGAAGUAUUGUUUCAAUUGGCUUACACUUGGGGAUUCCAAUUCGAGAUUCUUUCACACAUCAGUUAAAGUUCGCCAAGCACGAAAGCAUAUUCGAAUGCUUGUCUUGGAGUCAGGGGAGGAAGUUACUAAGGUUGAGGAGAUUUCACAAGCUGCGAUAGACUAUUAUCAAAGAAUGUUUGGUACAGUAAAUCCAGCCGUAUGCCCAGACCCAGUCUUUCUUGCUGAACAGAUAAGAAGAAAAUUGACUAAGGAGGAAUGCAAUUUUUUAUGUCAUCCUGUGACAGCCGAGGAGAUUAGGGUGGCUCUAUUUGAGAUGGAUCCUACAAAAAGUCCAGGCCCUGAUGGCUGAACUGUAAGUUUCUACCAGAAAAGCUAGCUAUUCAUUGGCAAGUUAGUGGUGGCAGGGGUGCAUGAAUUCUUUUCUAUUGGUCAACUGCCUAAAGGUAUGAAUGCAACUUCAAUUACCUUUUGUCCUAAGUAUCCCAAUGCUAUGACCUUGAACUAUUAUAGGCCUAUUGCUUGCAUAAACGUGCUCUACAAGAUUGUGUCUAAAGUUAUUUCAAAUCGAAUUAAGGAAGUGUUGCCUAGUGUAGUGAGUCUCAAUCAAUCGCCAUUCAUUAA
Messenger RNA from Linum trigynum, 2818 nucleotides. Lineage: Eukaryota; Viridiplantae; Streptophyta; Magnoliopsida; Malpighiales; Linaceae. The record is from the annotation of a GenBank genome assembly.